Messenger RNA from Dufourea novaeangliae, 2061 nucleotides. RefSeq lists its product as uncharacterized. Gene Ontology annotation, cellular component: SCF ubiquitin ligase complex. The coding region runs from base 183 to 1925 and encodes 580 amino acids. The record is from RefSeq and is a predicted model, not a curated record. Gene Ontology annotation, biological process: SCF-dependent proteasomal ubiquitin-dependent protein catabolic process. The transcript is spliced from 2 exons. Lineage: Eukaryota; Metazoa; Arthropoda; Insecta; Hymenoptera; Halictidae.
UUGUUUAUAUUGCGCCUUUCAAUUAACACUGUCCCGAUAAUAUGUCCACGACGUGCGUGGUCGAGGCUAGAGAGGGAAACUCGCGUAAAAACGAUCCCCGUGUCGUAUUUGAAACGUAGUUAACCUCAAACUAAUCGAAUAAACGAUACUUCAGCCAGCGAACAUUGAAUGAACAAGAGAAGAUGCCUGGCCACCGUCAGCCUAACUCCCUAGAGGGGCUUAGUUUGGGACGCGUGUGUCAACAACUCGACGGGACGUGCCGACGGCUGCAAGUGCUUUCACAAGAAUCGCCAGCCGCGCAAAUUUUGGCUUACGCGAAACAGACCAUCAGACCCUAUUACAUAAAUGCUUUGCCAGCACGUUUACGGUCACAAGUCAUAGAAGAAACAUCAAAAAUGUUGUAUGGACCUGCAUCGGAUGGAUCCACUUUAAUUUCUGGUCCAGCUCCUCUGUAUUUAUUAGCUCUCCUUCUGGGACACGACAUAAAGCAGCUAAAAGUGAAUCUGUGUUGCUACUAUGGAUGUAGUCAUCAGACAUCUCUGUUGAAGUUGCUCGCAUCGGAAGGAAUUGGACUUGAAUCUUUGGAGAUGGCUCGUUCUGCAUUGCUCAGAUUAGAUUGUAAGCUACUGAGGUCUGCUCUGCUGAAUAUGAAAAAUCUAAUAAGUCUGACUCUUCGGAAUAUAGCCAGCGAUGCUGUACUUCAAGUAGUGGGCAAAGCUUGUCCAAAAUUGGUACUUUUGGAUGUUGCUUGUUCCAGACAAGUUACAGAUGUUGGAUUGAAGCAAUUAUUAUUGCAAGUAGAACUCAGAGACAAAGUGCCUCAUGCUACCAUGCAAGAACCUACCAGUUGGUCUCGUUUAAAAAUAUUGCUUUCUAAAUUGAAGAUGAGGAAUUCUAAAUCGGAGAAAAAAGAGAAGCAAGGAGUAUUAUUGGAAUAUUAUGAAAGCAAAAACUUUCUUUGUGAUACACUCAGAGUACUUAACAUAGCUAACACUGGGGUGACCAGUGCAGGAGUACUCUUGGCUUUGGUACAUGUUCCAAGAUUAGAAUCCUUGGCAGAAUACAGUCAUAUGGGAAGAGUUAUGGAAAUUAUGAACAAAGAAUACAUUGGAUUUAAAACACCAUUUAGCCUAACUCAGGCAAGAAGUUGCAGAACCACACCAGUUCGUUUGGAACUUUUGGCACAAGCAUGCCCAAAAGUGGAAAAAUUACAUAUCUCAGAACCUCAUCAUCCCCCUGAAGCAUUGAGAUUAUUUCCUUAUGUUACUUCCUUAAGUGUACAUAGUAUUCCACCUCAGAGAGAAUGGUUAGAUGGUUUCUAUGAUUAUCUGCGCACAAAUGGCCAAAACUUACGAGAACUUAACCUCAGAAUAACUCAAAACGAAAAUCCGAUUGAGGUGGACUUAAAAGAAAUUUUCAGCAGCUGUUGCAAUCUUAGAACAUUUACAAAUGAUGGUUCUAACAUAAUUUGGACAGAAGGAGCUGAUCCUCCUUCACUGAAAUAUUUGAAAAGAAUCCAAUUAGGACGUGUAGUGAGUGCUGUUGCCAUUACCAAAAUUCUUUCAUUAGCACCAGAACUGACAGCACUACAUGUUCAUAGUUGUUUCGAUCUCACAAAUGAACACUUAGAAAAAUUAUUGAGUGCAUCAACAAAACCAAGAAACCCACGAAAGUCUGAUAAGUGUGACAAUAGUUUAGUACAAAAUCUAACAUGCUUUUACAUAUACGAGGCUAGUAAAGUGUCUGCAAGUACUGUGCUAAAUAUGUUUCAAAACUGUAAAAGACUGCGAAAAAUUGGAAAUUUGGCAAAUUGGGGCCUAGACUGUGAAGGUAUUAGAAUGCUAAGAACAACCCUGAUCCGAGCGAAUUUGGAUGUAGACCUGUGUCCAGGAGCACAUUGGUUUUGGAGUAAUUGUAUUCAGUAAUGUACUUCUUUUUACAUCUUCUGUGCUAAUAGAAGCAGCUUUCCAAAUGUUCAGUUUAUGAUGCAAUUGGCUGCUGUUCAAUUUGAAUCUAUUAUACUUUAAUAGACUGUAAAAUUGUCAGUAUUAAAAAUUAUCC